Dovyalis caffra is the source of this 582-nucleotide messenger RNA. NCBI's taxonomy places the organism in Eukaryota, Viridiplantae, Streptophyta, Magnoliopsida, Malpighiales, Salicaceae. The record is from the annotation of a GenBank genome assembly.
AUGCAAGACCUUGGGGUUUGUGAAGACAUUAUUUGCCAUGAUGAUUUUAAAAUACCUGAUGUUGAUAAAACAUUUUGCAACUUUGAAGAACUAUUUGGGGGUGAUCAAGAUCCAAUUGGAGCCUAUCUUGAUGGGAAUGAUUCGUCAUGCUUCUAUAUUGAGGAGGAUAUGGCUAUUGAGAAAUCCAAUAAUAGCAAUGGAAGAGCAAGGAAGGUUAGGAAUGAGGAAAGUCAAGUUCUUAUUUGCAUAGAUGGACACAUGACUAAUGGCUUAGGCUUUUGGAUUCAAGGCGUUGUCCAUCCUAUAUGCAUGUCUCUACACAAUCGUUCUGUUCAUAUUGGCAAUGAUAAGGAUCCUUCUAACCAAGCUUAUAACUUUUCUAGAAGUCUUGAUUCUCCUUGGACAAUCAGAUCUCCUGAUGUUAAAAGCAGGAGUAAUGAAUAUCCUGAUAGUGAACUUUUACAAUAUUUCACUGAUGUUGAAGCACCAUGCUAUUCACUUGAUCUAGAGAGUGCACAUACAGAGGCUCAAGAAAAUGCAAUGAUAAAGUAUAAAGAGAAGAAAAGUCUCGGAUGUAAGUAG